This is a messenger RNA of Paramuricea clavata, 9796 nucleotides long. The record is from the annotation of a GenBank genome assembly. NCBI's taxonomy places the organism in Eukaryota, Metazoa, Cnidaria, Anthozoa, Malacalcyonacea, Plexauridae.
AUGGACUCGAAACUUGAAGUGGAUGACACAGAAGGGCUGUUUUCGAAGAGAUCCAGUUCCAAUAUCCUAUCAGACCCGCGAAUCUUACAGCAUUUACGAAUCGUCGCGCAAGAAGCACACCAGGAAAGCCUGAUGGAGAACGACGAAACGGAUCUUGAAAACCAACAACGCGAAUUAUACGAGAAAAUUACCGCUUAUAACAAGCGAAAUCAGCUUGGAGCUUUUAAAAUACUGGCCAGAGAGGUUUGUUGUUUUUACUGCAGCUUGUCGAGGGCAAAAGAUCACAAAAGAACAAUCUACGGGGGGUUUAAUUUGGCUCUACUAUUAAUAGUAGCUCGUCGCCGAUUUAUACUUUGAAUAUGUUGCUAAAGUUAUCUAAAUUUGCCUUCUUUUCAGCUGAAAACAAUGAUACGUAAUUGUUCCUUUUAUAUAUAUCGUUUAGUUUGUUUUUAACUCGACAUAAUCCUGCCCCAACAAGCAAAUACUUCUUGACAGAAUAUAAAUUUAGUUGUUGUGAUUUCGCGUGUUUCGAAACUCGUUAAAAUUCGCCAAUGGUUUCAAUGUCAAUAAAACCUGUGAUAAAACACACUCGACAAAGCGACGCUUUGCUGUCGAAUUUCCACAGAUUUUUGUCAAUAAUUAAAGGAAUAUACGUUCAGAUAUAGUUCAGCUUUAUUAAAAUAAUCUAAAUUGGGUAAUAGGCAGCUGAUUUGUUACUAAAACGACAUGCCUAUUGUCAUUUUACAAAUUGAAUAUUACUGGUAAAUAUAAAAUGGACAAUUUUCUAAUGUUUACAUUCGCCACAUUCCAAAUUGCGAUUAGCACCUUCAAAAAUUUACAAAUUAUUUCAAAAUUGAUACAUAAAAUGUAAAGCUAUCACGAAAGUUUCCGUCGAUUCUCCACCGUUUCGCGUGUAUAUUUCUGUGUAAUUUUACGUAAAUAUGUUCUCUCUUCGUAGUAAAUUAAGUUUAUUUUAUUUUCUAGAAUCUAAACUACGAAGGAGCGUUGCGAUUCUACUUUUUGGACCAAGGAAAGGAGCUCACGAAAGCGGUCAAGUUAAACAACAGAACAACAGUCAAAGAACUUUUGCCUUCGCUCGUUGAGAAAUUUAGACCAGGAUUGGAAGACGAACUUGUUGGCUUUUCUAAACUUUAUGCAGUCCAAGAACAAGGUCAGGAGAGUUUAAUUUUGUCUAGAUUUAAUAUUUGGACGAGUUUUAAACACCAUCGUUAGUACAUUCGUUAACUAGUAAAGUGAACAGUCAAACGUGUACAAAUUUGCUGUGAUUAGAACAAAAUGGCCUUUGAUGUAUUGUCAUGUAAAUUUUUACUUAAUCUUUGUACAAAUUCUUCCGCCUGGCGCUUCCUUUUAAAAGCAUUCCUUUCUUAAAAGUUGUUUAUGGGAAAAACUCUCACCCAAAAAGGCUAAACCGAGCAAGUUCAUCUUGAAGUAAUCAUAUAUACUUUUGCCAAAAUAAUUUUUGCGUGGGCUUGAAAUAGUUUCGGCUGUUUUCUAUAAGUUUCUGAGAUGCAAUAUCAUGCCUUUAAGGUCUUUAUGUACAUUGGACUUAGCUAACUGCCAAAAUUGAGAUAGCUCUUCAGACAUAUACUAAUUAAAAGAACAUUGUAAACUGUAUUUUUCGACAGCCAUGUAAAUUUAGACUUAAAAUAAAGUGAAUUUGUCCUAAAAAAAACUAAGUAAAUAAUUAACUGUUAGAGAUGGCACAUUAAGUGUUUGACAAGUGGAUAAAAUGUAUCGUUAUGAAAUGAAAGGCACUAAGAAUAGAUAUUGAUAGCAUGGGAACUUGCUUUUAAAUUCCUAAGGCAUAAUUUAGAUUAAUAUUCACACCAUGAAAUCCUAAAUAAUAUAUGACUGAAUAAUUGGAGUUGUGUAAUUAUGGACAUUGCAAUCAAACUUUCCUACUGUAGAAACCCAAGUGGCAGAAUGAAUAUCUGUAUUAGAGACAUGUCCAUUUAUUGAGUGUACUUGUCAUUUAUAUUCUGUAUAUCAGUCAAUGUUUUGGAAUGAAACAGCUGCUGCUAAAUAACUGAAUAAAGCAUUAUGUUUGUGUAACUGCCAACAGGAUAUUAUAUAUAAAAAAUGUUGCAUUUUCCAGUCAUAACAAUGGGGAAUAUUGUAUUGAACACUGCCGUCAAACAUCAAAUGAGUCUACAAAAAUGGUUGGGAAAAUGCCAGUCAAAAUAGUAGGAGUAAAUACGGGUGAAGAAAAGCGUACUAUAAGGAAACGGCAGUUAAAGGAUCUAUCUUUGAUUUCACUUUUUGACCUGAGUUCUCACUCCAGAAAUAUAUGGAGCUCCCUUGGGUCAACCUUGUUCCCAGGCUCUUAUCUCCACACUGCCUCCACCACAGGCCCUGUUGCACCAUGGGAAAAUCAAUCCCAUAUUUUAAUAUCCCCAAUAAUCCCCAAUUAUAAUUUUGUAAAUGUGAGUUCCAUCAAUGCUAUUUUCUGCACCUCUGGACAAUUAAGACAGACUGGAAGUAUAUGAAUAUAAAUUAUAUAAGGUCUUUGAAUCUUUUAAAUUCCUUAAAAACAUCCUUUAAACUUUCAAGGUUCCUGUUUAUAAGGAUAAAUCCUUGAAAGUGAAAGUACUGUUUGUAAUUGCCUCAAUUACAUGUAAUGUCCCCUCCAAACUUCUUGUAAUAGAACUGUAAGAAGUGUACACCCCCCAGGCCUCAGUGCCCAUCGCAUGACAAACAAAGUGCCCUGUACUUUCUUUAGGGGAAAAAAGUACCUUUCCAAGAAAUCCACCUUCAUCUUGCCACAUUUUAUCUUUCUACAAACCUGGACAGAACUGCCCCCCUACGCAAAAUUUGCACGCACCCCUCUACGCAAAAUUUGCAUACUUCUUAUGAUAAAUUCCAUGUUGAAUCAUGUUGCCCUUCUUAAGCCCCAGCUCCCCCAAAUCAAUGUUGAACUUGUGUCAUGAUGAUAAAUUACAAAAAAAAUUUUCGACACUGUAAACAACAUGAACUGGGGGAAAGGCACUGGGGAGAGGGGGUGACGAAGUUUGCGUUGUCAUUGUACAUUAACUUUGCAAUAUUGGCUGGAAUGGCCUCAAGGGUUUUGUCCAAGAUUGUAGCAAGAAUCUUACCAAUUUUGUCUGUGAGGAAUAUAAGCUAUAGUUUCCUAUGCUGUCGUAAGGCAGCUGCAUAACAAUUCUUCAUUUAUUUCAGAUGAAAUUUGUCUGGACCAGACAGAAUGGCCGUUGGGUAUCGCACUUAACGCCACCAAACCGAUACGCUUCAUUUUACGAAUCAAGAAAGACGAGAAGCCCGUCACAAAUGGCUCCGAAGUAAACGAGACGAACGCUACUGCGAACACUGCUACGAACGGCAAAAUAAGCGACGACGUUUUAUUACGUCCAAACGGUGGAAACAAACGCGACAGGCCUUUGAGUGGUGGCGUUUAUGAUUUCAUGUAUGCUGGUCGAGACAAGAGCAUCAAAAUGACUGCCGGGGCAGUUUAUGACAAAAAGGCUCAGAAUUCCCCGAAACCGAAAAAAGGUCAAGGGAGCAGGCCAAAGGGUCGCUCGUUAGGCGCUGUUUUAAAACUGCCCAAGAAAAAUCGCUCUCUUGAACGUGGUCACGAGCUCUCGACCAAUCAUAUGGUGCCUGGAGUCUUAAAAGUGUUCGGUGCUGGUAUUUCGGCCGAUUCAAAUUAUAAAAGCGUUAAAGUUACUAACACGUCCGACGCUGAUUCGAUCGUGAAGCAAGCUUUGGGGAAAUAUAAACUAGAUUCAGCUGACUCGAAUGAGUUUGUGCUCUGUGACGUAGUUGGUCACUUUCGAAAGGUUUCCGAUGGUAGCGGGAAGGGUAAGGACAGCCAAAUGCAAUGGGUAACAGAAUAUGCCAGAGUCGUUAGUGAUCAGGAGAGGCCGUUGGUUUUACAGUCGCUAUGGCAACCGACUGGUAAUCGUUCGCGAAGAUUUGAACUUCACCGCAAGGGUACUGUUGUGGAUGGGCCUGGGGCUAGCCCAGCCUCCAAUGGCGUUGCCCGCAAGAAAGCGACUAUAGCAAGUCAGCCUCCGGAUUUAACACUACUUAAGAAGAAGCUUAGUAUUAGCAGCCAGUCGGAGUGUAGCGAAUCGGGAACUUUUGAGUCGCCUCAGAGAUCACGGCUUGAUGAUGGUAGCGUGAGCCACUCUAAUCUCACUUUUAACAUGAGCACCGCGGUCGACGUCCCAUAUCUGCUCCUGCUUCGAGGCAGUGGAAUCGCUGAAGACUACUUACUGCAUCGUUUAGACGAAGACCAUAUGAUUAUAGGCCGGCCUACUAUUGGGCAGAAACACCCCGAUAUCCCUCUUUACAGCGACGAUUUACAAACGCAACAUUGUCAAGUGUUUAAAAAACUCCCAGCCGACAACGAAAGCGUUGCCGAAUCGGAAGACGGACUGGAACAAGUGUUUCUUGAACCUUUCCCAAGCUGUGAGGUUAUGGUUAACGGCAGGACUUUGACCGAUGCAAUGUUGUUAACACCUGGCGACCUCUUGCAAAUUGGUCUGCACUAUGUGUUCUUGUAUAAAGACCCAAUACGCACCUCUGAUGCGAACUUGAUAUUUGAUUGGCUGCCUGGCGCCGCUGUUGGCGGUAAUUAUGCUAAUUCGCACGGCAGAGCUAAAGUUAUUCAAAUGCAGCAAGUUGCCAGAAAUCCGAAUCGGUUAAGUUUGGGCUACGAAUUGGAGGACGAGGAUCGGUUAUUGGAAUAUUUUGUGACCGUUUGUGAACCGGCACAGGACGACGAGUUUGAGCUGGUUGCGUCGUAUUUGUUUAUACUCGCUAUAGAGUACUCUUCAUUGAAUCAUACUGAUAUUGAUACGAGGAGACUUAUAUUGAAAGUUACUAACGUGAUACAGGCUGUAGCUUGGGUAAGUUGCUUAACUUUAUUUGUACUGGAUCGCUCUUAUACUGUUCUAAACUGUUCUCCCUAGAGGCCCAGUAAGGAUCAUCUCUUAUUGAUCUAGUGUUACUACAGGAGGAAACCUAAACUAAACUAACUUUAUUUAUACCGGAUAGCUCUAUCAGUUCUAAACUGUUCUCCCUAGAGGUCUAGUAAGGAUCAUCUAUUAUUGUUCCACUUUUACUACAGAAAGAAACCUAAACUAACUUUAUUUAUACUGGAUAGCUCUAACAGUUCUAAACUGUUCUUCCUAGUCCUAGAGAUCCAGUAAGAGUCAUCUCUUAUUGAUCCAAUAUGUUACUAGAAGAGUAAACCGGAGUACCAGAGAAAAUCUGUGGCAUUUAGUACAAUCCAAAAUAACCAUUGGCAGAGGAGUCGAUCUGAAUUAUAUUACAAAUGUAAAUAGUGUUUUUGGUCCAAAUACUUUAUUCAUUUCUGUUUUUUAGGAAAAGACAAAGGGCAUAACGGAAACCAAUGUGGAAGGGUAAUUAUUCUUCAUCUAUUAGGACAGCGUAAUAGAGUUCUUCCUAUAAUCGUGCUAUACAUUCUUUUAUUUAGUGAAAUUGACCCGUUGAAGUCUUUGAACGAAAUUGUCCCCGAUCUUAAGCAGAUUUUAUUUUGGAUGAGUAAUGCUCUGGAAAUGUUGCAUUUCCUUCAAGACAACCUGUCCACGUAUCUACCAGGCAGCUUUCACGUGAACAGCUCGUCAAACGACCCAGAAGAAGAAGCUUUGGCUAACGCUGAUGAAGAAUUAUUAAAUGUUUUAGAGGAAGUCGCCAUGUUUACUUUCCAGCAAACUGUAUAUCAUCUUACAAAAGUAUGCUCUCCUUUUUCGUUGGGUUACGUAACCUGUCACAUUUUGCUUACGUGAUCAUCAGUUUUCUUCACGUGAUCAUUCGUUUUCUUCACGUGAUCAGUAAUCUUGUUCACGUGACCAUUCAUUUUGUUCACGUGAUCAUAGAUUUUGUUCACGUGACCAUAGAUUUUGUUCACGUGAUUAAAUCAAAACUUCCAUUUAUAGGUUCUUUAUGUCGCCCUACCACUCAUAUUGGAUACUAAUCCAUUUCAAAAGCUGGAGGACGACGAAAGUCGAGAUGGAGACGAACUGGAAGGCGCUGAGAUCGUUGUCCAAAUAUUUCAAACCGUCUACGAUCUUAUUACGUCGUUUCACGUUCACCCACAAAUCGUGCGUCAACUUUUCGCGUAUCUGUUUUUCUUUACGAACGCGUCGCUCUUCAAUACGCUCAUGGACCGCGGUGCUGGUGGGAAGUUUUAUCGCUGGGCGAAAGGUGCGCAGAUCCGUGGCAAUCUGGAUUUGUUGGAAGGUUGGGCCUCGGAUGUCGGUCUACAGGAAGAAGCCACUGACUACCUGAGGAAACUUUCGUCUGCUGCUGAUGUUCUGGCCACACCCAAAGUGCAGUUAUUACAGGUAACAGCCCGGUCAGGUGGAAUGAUGGGUAGCGCUGUCCAGCCUUCGCACAACUGACUCCAGAAGUAGGAUGUGUUUGGCCCUUGUUUGAGCUCUAGGAAAUAUAGUGUAGAACUGAUAGAACUACACACAUAACAAACCUGUAGCAGCCUUCUGGCAAUGCUGUUCCAACAACUUGUGAACAGGAUGUGUUCGCACUGCUUGUUCCCAGCUUGUUGACAACUUGCUAUACAAGGUUAUUGAGCUCAUUAGACUUGUUAUAUGUUGUUUCAACAUCUUGUUAUCGUCUUGCAAUCCAACAACGUGUUAACAAGUUGUCAGUGACAACCUUGUAGCAACUUGACAAACAUUGUUACAACUUGUUGACAAGCUUGCUGCAAGGCUGUUGCGAACACAUGGCAAGUUGUGAGAUUUUUACAUGUGUGGGCUAUGCUGGGCGAUGUGCACUUCUAUAUACUGAUAUUCUUGUAUUAUUACGUUCAGGCCGACUGGCAAAAUCUUCGUCAUGACUUUCCGAUGUUAAACGCUGCUCAACUACACAAGAUUCUGACGGAGUAUCAAGUUGGUGCUGGAAAAUCCCGACCAGCCGAGUGGCGCCCGACACCUGACGAAGUUGAUGCCGCCCUAAAGGAUGGUAAGAUAUAGAAAUGUUUAGCGUUUUAUGCCUGGGGGAAACUAUGGAACAUUGUUUUUUAGCCAUCUUUCUCAAAGGUGGGCAAACGAGGAGACGCCAUGUUUCCCUAAAGUGAACAAACUAGGAAACAUUUUUUCUUAGCCAUAUUUCCCAAAGUAGAUACCUAAUUAUGAAACAACAAAUGUAAUAUUUUAAUAUUUAUUUCAGAAGAAAUUUUGGAAAGUUUCUCCACACAUCCACCAUUCUUGUUCCCAACCUCUGACUACCUGCUCGACCUUGAAGCCGAGACCCCUCACCCGGUAGUCAAACAGACCCUCGAUGAACUCAAAUCGUCCUUCGGAUCCAGUAACGAUUCCCAAGUAUCAACAUCUACCCUGAGAAAUCCACAAGUGUUGGUCCAAGGCCCCGACUCGGAUUUUCCUUCCCGACAUUCAACGCCAGCGUCCUCAGUCAGGUCCAGUCCGCCAGUGUCAUCGACUGCGAGCCCACGAAAGCUUGCCCAAAAAUUUAGCUCAAGUGACCCGACUUUAAAUAAUGUCGACCCUAACCGAGUGAGCAACCGUUUAAAAAAUCAUGGUAAGGAAUAAGGAUUACUCAAGAGAUGUAUUCAUGUAUUGUGUUCAUUGCGCAGCGCCUUUCGCCCAAAUACUAAAGCAUGCAUGCAUGCAAUUUCUUAUACGGGAUGAUAAAAAGCUCUGUAUUCGCAGUUUUUACUCACCAAAAAAUCGGAAAUAGUUUCUACUUGUAAACAAUAGAUUCUACUCGUAAGCAUUAACAAUGGAAUGAAUGCAUGUAUUGUUUGACGCCCACACGCCCACGUUUCUGAAUAUUUAAGCAGCCUAUUUUUCGAAAUUUGUCGGCCACCUGAUGAUUCCUCGUGGAUGAAACACAUGAAAUAUAUAUAUACAUUUUAUGUGGGAGGAAAACGAAGUUCCUAGAGAAAACCCACGACUUUCGGUAAAACGUUGACUGAGUCUUUUCGCAAAAGUGCUAUGACUCCGCAGCGAAAAUCGAACCCAUCUGAACACCUCGAUCUGACAAAUGCGCCACCAAAGCCUCCUUAGUUUAUGUCUUCUCUUGCAGUCACACUGGGGCAAUAAGGGAAAGCACUUGAUCUCUAGAACAGUUUAAAAUUGAUAUGUAUUUUAACAUCUUUUAGUGAAUGGUAUUUCGAAGAGUGCAUCAUUGGAUAACAUAGCAAAUCGGGUCAAACCGGAAGCGGAAGUGCUCUCCGACCCGUCAGAAAAAGAGUCCGAGGAAGGUUUUCGGAGAGGAAGUGACGCGCAAGAUGACGUAUUUGUCGUCGAGUUGGAGAAAGGGGAUACUGGGAUAGGUGUUGGGCUUAUCGAUGGCUUGGUAAGAUUUAGUUGAAAACAGAAGUUAAGGUGGCGCCUUCUGUUUAUUGUGACUUUUACCUUCAAUAUAUUCUCAUUUCUGUAGUUCACACCAUUGAAAUCCAACGGAAUUUAUGUGCGAACAUUGGUAAAGACUGGACCGGCUGCCAAGGUAGAAACAUUUACUUUAUGUGGAAUAGAAAACCAUUUGGCGUGAGAAGAAAAUACCAGCGCAUGUUUCGUUGGGUCAUCAACUCAUCAUGAAGUUAUACGAACAGGCUCUGUGAUUAGUUGCCUUUUACAAUUUAGCAGAAAAAUUCAGCUAUAAAAUAGAUUUUCUAAAGAACUUAAUUUCACAACUUUUAGAUAACUCACAUAUCUAGUUACUAUUGUUCUAGAACAAAGGUAACUAAGAUUAGAGUUAUCUGCAUGAAUGAAUAGCUCUUAUACAUAAUUCUAAUGCUUAGUUACCUUUGUUAUAUUUUAUGCUUCUGUAAAGUGUAAACUGAGGCAUGUAAGUUAUUCAAGUUCUAAAUUGGGUAGCAACGAUAAAAACAACGCCAAAUUUGUCUAUCGAUAACUUUUGUUUGCUUAGCUACGUCCUUGCUGGUUUCAUUUUUAAUUCAAUGACUUUUGAUUUCAAUAGGAUGGUCGUCUUAGACUGGGUGAUCGAAUUCUGGCCGUUAAUGGAACAAGUUUGGUCGGUGCAGAUUACCAAAGGUAUUGAUAAAAUUUGCUCGAUUUAUAUAUAGUGAAGAUUGAUAAUCCAUCAAGACAUGAUCUUCCGUCUGACGCUCCGUCUGUUUUGGUGUAAAUAAAAGACGAAUUAUCUAGGGUCUGUCUGUAUAAAAAGGUAGUUAUAGUUGAUAACUACACUUUGUGCGAACGUUGACCAAUUCAGGCUGCGAUAAUUCAAGAUUUUUAGUUUUAUCAAUGACUAUUGCCACGUAUAUGCGCUGGUACAAAUUCAGUUCUCAAUGUGUAGGUUUCUGAAAAGAAUGUUCAAACUGCGAGUUAGAAGAAGAAGCACAUUUGCAUAUAGAGACAAAUGAAUCGAAUACUCCCUUAGUGCCGUCAGUCUAAUCGUGUUUCAUGCCAAGACAUCUCAAACAAAUGAUAUACUAACUACCAACAAUUACGGUAUUGAAUACCUUGGGCUUGGAAAGGUCAUGUGCCAUGUGGUACCAGCAAAAAGUAAAAUACUCAGAAAGCAAGUCAGUCACGUGUUUUAUACAACCGACUCCUAAAAUUUCUUAGGAGUUUAUCUCAUAGUCAAGACGAACCAGGCACACAUGAGGUCCGACUAGACGAACAACGUUGGCUUGCUCCAGCAUAUAAAUCGGGCAAAUAAUGGAUGUUAAUUUCUUUAUUAUUUGUUUAGUGCAAUGAAGUUAAUUCGAAAUGCUGGCAAGCAUUUGACAUUUCUCGUCGCAAAAUCAGAUCUUCAUGUCGCGAUGAAAAUUACGGCUUCGACUUGCUAG